AUGACAUGACUGAAACAGAUUUUGACAGUUCCUGAGGGAAAGCGCUGUACAUACCAGGGUUUCAGUUCAGACACUUGACGGCGCUACAGGCUAAAAAGUAGGAGGGGCCCUGCAUUUGCUGCAGACUGACUCCAUUUUAGAAAAGACAAAAUCUGAAAGGUACUGGGGAUGCACACGGCUUGGAAAACGGCGGCACCGAAUUCAGAUGUUAGACCUUUUUUCAAACGAGUGGGGUCUAGACAUAAACUGAUGUUAUCCCUCUUGGAAGACUUCGGAAGGCUUCUUUUAUUAAAGACAACGCAAGGAGGCUAUGUCGGAAACCGAGAGAAAAUCUGGCAGAAAAAGGCAACUGGUGAGUUUUCCUUUUCCUUCCGGGCGUAGUGCAGGCAGCCCAGGAAAAGGAAACCUGCUUCUUAUAGCCAGUUUCUGGAGAUUUGGCGCUGGCAGUGGUAAGGGGUGUGUGUCCUUAGCAGCGGGAGGACAAAUCCGAGUAAGGUUGUUUCCAAAGAGACCAAAGAUUCGUGAGCAAAGGUUCUUAUUAAGAGAUCAGGGAAUAUUUUAGAUCCACUCACAGAAGAGCCUUUGCUCCCAAAUAGGAAGUCGGAGCUAUAGAAAUUAUGCAUUUCCAAGUGUUACCCAUAAAUUUCUUUUUUGUUUUCUGAGAAAAAUCUAUGAAUCUGAGAUGUUCCCCCUUUGAAAAAUUCUUCUAAAUGUUCUGGAAUGUGCACGGGAACAUGCAUGAGAUUUGGGUGUUUUCCAUCACUGGAAACCAUACUGGGAGUUCAAUUUCCAUUUUCACAGUAAUGUUUGAUGCAAUAGUGGGGUAAGUAAUUUGUUCAUUUGUGAGGGGGAAAAAAUCACUGGAUGAAGAACAACCCAAGGUAAGUUUAAUUUCACAGAAAGGAAUGGUAGGUAUCAACGUAGUUUGGAACCUCUUAAGGUCCAAAUUGUGACAAUCAGUGACAACCUUUGAGAUGCGUUCUUUUCAGCAACCUCACUGUCAAAGUCUGCUAAAGAUUUAGUCUCAGAAAAUUAAGGAAAGGCUCACCAAAUUCUCCAGGCUCAUUGAAUUCUCUAGCCUCUGGAGAGUACCCACCAAACAUUUUAAGUAUCACACAUAUCUUUGCAUUAUAAACAUCCACUGCAAGAAAAUUACCAGGCAAUUUCAUGGCUAUGUGGCAAGGCAAUUUACAGCAGAAACAGUUUCAGAAAUAUUUUUCUUUACGUGGAAGAUGUUGGCUGUGACAAUACCAUUGGAUGACAAUUCCAUAAAGCUGGUCAUGCUGACACUUAUCUGCUCAUCCUACAGUACUUCCAGAAACAGACUUCACCUCUUUAAGGAUUAUCUCAGCACUGUGGAGUAAAAAGAAAAUGCCUUGGCCCUUCCUUCCAGAAUUUUCUUUCCACUGAAUGUAAAAAGAAAAUUCCGUAUUCCGCCAACCUAAUGCAGGACAGAGAGAUGAGAAAUACAUCUCCAUCACAUCACUUUUAUCUCCAGUGAAAUUAGGUUCUUUGAAGCUGACAACAAGGCAGUAUGUGGAGACAGCUAUCACCCUUGGCAUUCAUGCUUUUGAGCUCUGGGUAAAAAGUAGAGGAAAACAUCCCCUUUCUGAAUAUUAUGGUUGUUGUUUUAUUGCUCUAAACAAUGGUGUACUGAUGCCUUAGGUAUGUUGAUCUUACUUACAAGAAAACUGGUCUGGACAUUUCAAAAAAUUCAGUAUCAGUAAAAUACAGGGGAUUAUUUUAGAACAAAGAGAGGUAACACCCAACAGAAUCAUGAAACUUGGUUAAAAAACAAAUUUUCUAAGACACUGCUUAUAACAAUUGGUUAAGAAAAUAAGUGCAUUUGUAAAAGGAACUCAAGAGUAAAUAUGGAUUCUUGUUUAAAUUGAAGAAAAUCAGGGAAGAUAAUGGAAGUGUAAUUAAUAAAAUUUCAUAGGGACUGGAUUUUAGAUAAUAUUAUGGAAUUACUGUUACUUCAGUACAUUGGGAGACCCUAUUUGAAAAUAUUCCGUUUAGACUGCCAUCAGUCUGAAAUAAAGGAGUGGGAUUUCCUUAAUGUUUUGGAGAAAAUAAACACCCAGAAAGGACGCGGGGUGGCGCUGCAUCAUUAGAAGUAGAAGGAAGAAAGCUACCAGCCUGCGCUCCUUCAGCCAGAUGCUUGCUUAAAGGAGCAAGCAGGAAGGGGGCUUUCUAAGGCGGUCGCUCGGGGAAAUCAAGGCCCUAGGCAUCUCCACUUAUCCCAGUAACUGCGUGAUACUGGGAGGUAGAUCAACGACAACGUGAGCCCGAGCUGAGUCAGGUUUCCUGGAGACCAGAAAGCGAUGGAGGUCGGAGAGAGAAAGGAACGCUUUCUGAAACAAAGGCAAGUCUUGAUAUUCUUUGUUUUCCUGGGCAUAACUCAGGCUGGUUCUGAGCCUAGGCACUAUUCAGUGGCUGAGGAAACGGAGAGUGGCUCCUUUGUGGCCAAUCUGUUGAAAGACCUGGGACUGGAGAUAGACGAUCUAGCUGCGCGGGCGCCCCGGGUCAUUUCCAAAGGGAAAAAAAUGCGUUUGCAUUUUGAUAGGCAGACAGGGGAUUUGUUGUUAAACGAAAAACUGGACCGAGAGGAGCUCUGCGGCCCUAUCGAGCCCUGUGUACUGCCUUUCCAAAUGUUACUGGAAAAUCCCUUACAGUUUUUCCAGGCUGAGCUACGGAUUAGAGACAUAAAUGAUCAUUCCCCAGUUUUCCUAGACAAAGAAAUAGUUUUGAAAAUUUCAGAAAGUAUUACUCCCGAAACUACUUUUCUAAUAGAACGUGCCCAGGACUUAGACGUAGGAAGCAACAGUCUCCAAAGUUAUACAGUCAGCCCUAAUUCCCACUUCCAUCUUAAAUUACAAGAGAGUCCCAGCGGCACAGUAUUACCACAGCUGGUGCUGAACAAAGCACUGGAUAGAGAGGAACAGCCUGAGAUAAGAUUAAUCCUCACAGCACUGGAUGGGGGGACUCCACCCCGGUCUGGGACCACCCUUGUCCGCAUUGAAGUCUUGGACAUCAAUGAUAAUGCCCCCGAGUUUGCAAAGCUGCUCUAUGAGGUGCAAGUCCUAGAAAAUAGCCCCAUUGGUUCCCAGGUCGCCAUCGUCACUGCCAGAGAUUUAGAUACUGGAGCCUAUGGAGAAAUAUCUUAUGUAUUUUCCCAAGCAUCUGAAGAUAUUCGCAAAACAUUUCGAAUAAAUGAAAAAUCGGGAGAACUCCUUUUAACACAGGAAUUAGAUUUUGAAUCUAUUCAGAAUUAUACAUUAAAUAUCCAGGUGACAGAUGGUGGGGGCCUUUCUGAAAGUUGUGUGGUAUUUGUCCAAGUGAUGGAUUUAAAUGAUAACCCUCCGGAACUGACUAUGUCAACACUUAUCAAUGAGAUCCCAGAAAACUUGCAGGAGACCAUAACCGCUGUAUUCAGUGUUUCAGAUCCUGAUUCAGGAGACAAUGGAAGGAUGGUUUGCUCCAUCCAGGAUGAUCUUCCUUUCAUUCUUAAACCUUCUGUUGAGAAUUUUUACACGCUAGUAACAAACAGAGCCCUAGACCGAGAGACAAGAUCCGAAUAUAACAUCACCAUCACGGCCACAGAUACGGGAACGCCGAGGCUGAAAACCCAGCACCACAUAACAGUGCUGGUGUCCGACGUCAACGACAACGCCCCCGCCUUCACCCAGGCCUCCUACACCCUGCGGGUCCGCGAGAACAACAGCCCCGCCCUGCACAUCGGCACCGUCAGCGCCACAGACACAGACGCCGGCGCCAACGCCCAGGUCACCUACUCGCUGCUGCCGCCCGCCGACCCGCACGUGCCCCUGGCCUCCCUCGUGUCCAUCAACGCCGACAACGGCCACCUGUUCGCCCUGCGGUCCCUGGACUACGAGGCCCUGCGCGCCUUCGAGUUCCGCGUGGGCGCCGCCGACCGCGGCUCGCCGCCGCUGAGCAGCCAGGCGCUGGUGCGCGUGCUCGUGGAGGACGACAACGACAACGCGCCCUUCGUGCUGUACCCGCUGCAGAACACCUCGGCGCCCUGCACCGAGCUGCUGCCCAGGGCGGCCGAGCCGGGCUACCUGGUGACCAAGGUGGUGGCGGUGGACGGCGACGCGGGCCAGAACGCCUGGCAGUCGUACCAGCUGCUCAAGGCCACGGAGCCCGGGCUGUUCGGCGUGUGGGCGCACAACGGCGAGGUGCGCACGGCCAGGCCGCUGAGCGAGCGCGACGCGGCCAGGCACAGGCUGCUGGUGCUGGUCAAGGACAAUGGCGAGCCGCCGCUGUCGGCCAGCGUCACGCUGCACGUGCUGCUGGUGGACGGCUUCUCGCAGCCCCACCUGCCGCCCCCGGAAGCGGAAGCGGAGGCGGCGGCCGCGGCGCCGGCCGACCCGCUCACCGUCUACCUGGUGGUGGCCUUGGCGUCCGUGUCGUCGCUCUUCCUCUUCUCGGUGCCGGUGUUCGUGGCGGUGCGGCUGUGCGGGCGGGGCGGGGCUGCGCGGGCGGGUCGCUGCUCGGUGCCCGAGGGCCCCUUCCCGGGCCACCUGGUGGACGUCAGCGGCACCGGGACCCUGUCCCACAGCUACCAGUACGAGGUGUGUCUGACCGGAGGCUUAGGGACUUUGAAGUUCCUCAAGCCAAUUAUCCCCAACUUCCUUGCCCAGGGUGGAGAGAGGGGUAGUGAAGCCAACCCCAGUUUCAGGAAUAGCUUUGAAUUCAGUCAAGUAUUCAUAAGGGUCUCUACUGUGCUUAGUCUCAGUUAAUUUGUGGAAAGUCCUUUUUACUGCCUUGCCCCCUGGAGUUUCUUUUUAUUGUAAGAAAUGGAACUAUCUUAUUCCAAUUCAGUGCAUGUUACUGGUGUUUCUAACUGUGUUGCUCUGUGGCAAAAUGAAUGCAAAUUUUCUUUAUAUUCUUACUGUUGAUUAGUAUCACAGUAACUUGAUUCAAGUGUGAAAGAAAGUAAAUUUUGUAUUUUCCAUAGUCUUUAAGUUAGAGCAUCUUUUCUCAAAAUUCAUCUUUCACAGUCCCUAGGUAAUUUUUGCAGUCCUUACAUUUUUAAAGGUUUGCUAUAACUACAUAGGGUUAUUCUUUUUCCUAUGCAGAAUAUUUGUUUGUAUAUUCUCUUAGGCUAGUUUUUUUACCCUGUGAACUCACAUUAGCUAAAAUCACUAAUACAGGUAUGUUCAUGAAUAACAAAACACCCUCUCACACUUAUCUAAAUAUGUAUUUCCUUAAAAUGUUCAUAUAUAAAAAUUAUGAUUCAUCUAUUAACUUUGAAUACUUCAUUAAAAUCCAAAAGAUUUGAGGGACUAUGUGUCUUUGACCAGAUUUUAGAAACUUCAAAUGUAGUUUGCCAUUCCAUUUUUCAAAAAUAUCUGGAGCACUUAUGACUCAGUUGGAAAAUAAGCCCAUGGGAAAAUAUUUAUCUUGGUGUGUUCAUUCUGUUUUUUGGGAGGGGGCACUGACCUCUUCCAAUUUUCCCCUUUCAGUGUCCUAGACUUUUCAGUGCUUUUUUUUUCUCUUUAGGUGCUUUUGUUUCUCAAUAGUUCUCCAUUAAUUGCAUGAUUAGCACAAUGACUGGAAAACCAUAGGUUCUUAAUAAAAUUUUUGAAUGAUUGAAAGAAAUUUUUUUUCCCUUGUGACAUGCUGAUAUUUAAAUACAUUAAAAUACUCCAAGGCAAAAUUUUGCUGGAAUUAAGUGCUCUCUGAUUUAAUUUUUGUUAUUAAUUGAACUUCACUGUUAUUCAGAUAUUACACAGUUAUUAGUGCCUGGUGUCUCCUUCUUUCAACAUAUUUUUCCUUUUUCUCUUCCUGCUUUAUGAGUUUCCUCUCCUGCCCACUAGCUUAAGGAAUA
This is a messenger RNA of Camelus dromedarius (Arabian camel), 5854 nucleotides long. It is a transcript of the gene PCDHB2, whose product is annotated as protocadherin beta 2. The record is from RefSeq and is a predicted model, not a curated record. Gene Ontology annotation, biological process: homophilic cell-cell adhesion. Gene Ontology annotation, molecular function: calcium ion binding. Lineage: Eukaryota; Metazoa; Chordata; Mammalia; Artiodactyla; Camelidae. Gene Ontology annotation, cellular component: plasma membrane. The coding region runs from base 2325 to 4763 and encodes 812 amino acids. The transcript has a single exon.